This is a messenger RNA of Linum tenue, 1128 nucleotides long. The record is from the annotation of a GenBank genome assembly. NCBI's taxonomy places the organism in Eukaryota, Viridiplantae, Streptophyta, Magnoliopsida, Malpighiales, Linaceae.
AUGUUACCGUCAGGAAGUAGCAGUGGUUGUGGUGGUUGGAACAACGUUCCAACCGACCUUCUUUGUGACAUACAGUCAUGUCUAUUUGGAGCUGAUCGUUGUUACUUUCGUCUUGCCUGCAAAGCAUGGCAAUCGGCAUUCUCGAACUCUAACUGUGAAUCUGAUCUUCAAUUGGGGAAUGUGCAGAGAAAUCAUCGAUUCCCAAUCCUCGUGCACAUAGGAAGCAACAGUGAGCAAGUCAAUUUCUUCGAUCCGGUAACCAAUUCUACCAGCUCGUUGCCUUCACCCAGUUUAAAAGGCACAGAACCAGUCGUUCGUUGCUCUAAACAUGGAUGGUUGUUGAUAUCCUCCCAAGGAAGUUCAAGUGAACUAUUCUUUCUCAACCCUUUUACUAGCGAAAGGAUUGACUUACCUAAAAUGCUAUGUCACCAAGACGGGUUUACUUUCUCUUCUCCUCCAACAUCCUCCGACUGCAUGGUAAUUUGCUACACAGUCUUUUCGACAUCUGUGAACCUCUACUCUAUUCAUCGUGGACAAUACCGCUGGAAUUACUCGUCAGCGGAGAAGAAAGGAACAAAUUUCAAGAGUUCUUACAGUAAUCCAGUUUACCACCAAGGACUAUUCUAUAUCAUGGGAAUGAAUGGAAAUCUAUGCAUUCACGAUCCAGGGCCAAGACGUUCCACUAAGUUCAUGAGCUUGCCCAGAAGCCCUUGUGCGUCAAUAAGAAGAGCCCAUUUGUUGGAGUCCAGAGGGAAGCUUCUAUCAGUGUUCACGGGUCCCAUGGGGAGGUUUCUGCGGGUAUUUGAGCUGAAACAAACAACCAUGGCUUGGAAAGAAAUCCACAAUCUAGAAGACACGAUGCUGUUUCUGAGCUCUACUUCUCUGUUAUCAGCAACAAGCAGCGGAGCGGACAUUUCAGGGUUGGGAAACAAGGUGUUUCUGGACAGGUUUAGUGGGAGAGAUGGCAUCUUCUACUCUCUGGCGACAAGAAAAUUUCAUACCUUUUGGAGCGGACGGAACAGUAGCGACUGGCGCGACACCAAGGAGUACACGUAUAGCGCUUGGAUCGAACCGAACUUGGAGAAGCACACGGAAACGGAGCUCCGAUGGUUUCCUGCAUCGAGAUGA